Aspergillus steynii IBT 23096 is the source of this 765-nucleotide messenger RNA. RefSeq lists its product as uncharacterized. NCBI's taxonomy places the organism in Eukaryota, Fungi, Ascomycota, Eurotiomycetes, Eurotiales, Aspergillaceae. The transcript has 3 exons. The coding region runs from base 349 to 765 and encodes 138 amino acids. The record is from RefSeq and is a predicted model, not a curated record.
GUGUCUACGAGCUCGAUAGGAUUGAAUCGAUUCAUUGUCCACUUCAGUGGGAGUAGAACCGGCGAUCCUGCCGAGGUGCCAACGAGAACGACCGUAGCCGUGAUCGCGUCGAGUGGACUCCCACCCGGGCAGUCUGGACCCAGUCCGGUCGAGUAAAGACGUCAUACCCCAUCAACCAUUCGCUUCCUGCCUUCGCUAUUCAUUAUAUUAACUCGCUCUCGUCUCUUCUUGCUGGAAGUCUUUCUUCCUCUAUCAGACGAUCAAUUCAAUACUGCCUAUUCAAUACAUCUGCCAACUACUCCUCCUUCACACAUCCAACUCUAGUCACCAACACAUCACACCUACAACAUGUCGAAAAACAGAACCGGAGUCUAUGCCGCUCUCGCCGUCGCCGGCGCAGGAGGCUACUAUCUCUACCGGGCCGGAGGCGAUCCGAAUGCCGCCAAGGAGGCGAUCAAACAUGACGCCGACCGAGCCCGCAACCAAACCCCCAACUUGAACCAGGCCGAACGAGCCGGCGAGAAGACCGGAGCGGACGCGCAGGCCCAGUUCCAGGACGCGAAAAACGCCGCCGUCGACAAGGCGCAGAACGCGCAGGCGCAGGCGUCGGGGAUCGCGCACGACGGCAUCAACAAGCUGGACGAGUACCGACAAGACGCCUCGUCGAAGCUGCGCACGAACGUCGACAAGUUCGACAACGCGGUCGAGGAGAAGGCGGCUGAGGCGAAGGGGUCGGUGUCGGGGUGGUUUGGGGGUAAGAAAUAG